AUGUUGGGGUGCAGACCAAGUGCUAUUCCAUUUGAACAAGGAACCAAACUGGACAAAGGUGAGAAGGAAGCUCACGUAGAUGCUUCUCAGUAUCAAAGACUCGUGGGUCGUCUAUUGUACUUACAAGCAACUCGUCCUGAAAUUACAUACUCGGUGAACAUCCUUAGUCAAUAUGUGUCAGAUCCAAGACAAAGUCAUUUAGACGCUGCAAAUCGUGUCCUAAGGUAUCUAAAGGGCACACCGGGACAAGGUGUCCUCCUUCCUCGGGCUGGACCACUCACUCUAAUUGCCUAUUGUGAUUCUGAUUGGCUGGGAUGUCCAUUUACAAGGCGUUCAAGAACGGGAUAUCUUCUUCUCUUCAGUGGUGGUCCUAUCUCUUGGAAAACAAAGAAACAAUCGGUGGUGUCGCGGUCCUCAGCAGAGGCAGAAUAUCGAGCCAUGGCCUCCACCGUUAGUGAGAUUCUUUGGGUUAGGUGGUUACUCAAGGAUUUACAAGUUGAUAUCACGGGUCCAACGAAUCUGUUCUAUGACAACCAAGCAGCCCGGAACAUUGCCAGGAACCCCGUCAAUCAUGAGCGAACAAAACAUGUGGAAAUGGAUUGCUUUUUCGUACGUGAGCAUGUGGAAACCAGGGAAAUUUCACCACAAGCCAUCGAAAGCAAACUCCAACUUGCAGAUUUACUCACCAAGGGCCUUGGCACCCAAAAACUUUGUUCCUUAUUGAGCAAGAUGGGCAUUAAAGACUUACAUGCUCCACCUUGA
Helianthus annuus (common sunflower) is the source of this 762-nucleotide messenger RNA. RefSeq names its product secreted RxLR effector protein 161-like. The transcript has a single exon. The record is from RefSeq and is a predicted model, not a curated record. Lineage: Eukaryota; Viridiplantae; Streptophyta; Magnoliopsida; Asterales; Asteraceae. The coding region runs from base 1 to 762 and encodes 253 amino acids.